Messenger RNA from Esox lucius (northern pike), 4899 nucleotides. RefSeq names its product eukaryotic translation initiation factor 4, gamma 2b (gene eif4g2b). The transcript has 22 exons. The record is from RefSeq and is a predicted model, not a curated record. The coding region runs from base 347 to 3085 and encodes 912 amino acids. Gene Ontology annotation, cellular component: eukaryotic translation initiation factor 4F complex. Lineage: Eukaryota; Metazoa; Chordata; Actinopteri; Esociformes; Esocidae. Gene Ontology annotation, molecular function: protein binding; translation initiation factor activity; mRNA binding.
UCGUAUAUAGGUCUUUUUACAAUCUUCUAGCACGAAGUGGUAGCCGCUGUAGCUAGAAAGUGUACACAUCACGCUAACGGUAGCUAGCUACUCUGCUGUAUCUGAUACCGCUGUCUGUCUGUCGAUUUCAAGUUAGCGUACCUUUUUUUUUUUAAAAAGAUUUUCUAUUUCUUCUUUGGUAACCUACCAAAAUACAAAACUGAAGUUCUUUUAGUAAAGCACCGUUUUCCCCACCCUUCCCUAUUAUCAUUAUUCUUUUAAAGAUUCAUCGUUGUCAAGCCGCCAAAGUGGAGAGUGUGAUUGCAGAAGGGGGUGCUUCUCGUUUCAGAUUAAGACCGUGGAUAUUAUGCAACAAGAAUGGCUUCAACAAUGCAAAAACAAGGAAAAUGCUUCUUCGGGGGGAGGAGGUGUUAGGGGUGCACCUCAGCACUAUCCCAAGUCUGUCGGCAACAGCGAGUUCCUGGGGAAAACCCCAGGGCACAGCGCUCCGAGAUGGGUUCCUUCACGAAGCACUAGACGAGAUGCCAACUCCAGCAAUGAGAAAGAGCGACAUGAUGCAAUCUUCAGAAAAGUGAGAGGCAUACUCAACAAGCUCACGCCUGAGAAGUUUGACAAGCUAUGCCUUGAGCUCCUGAAUGUGGGCGUAGAUACAAAACUCGUCCUGAAGGCGAUCAUCUUGCUGAUUGUAGACAAAGCCCUAGAAGAGCCAAAGUACAGCUCGCUCUAUGCUCAGCUAUGCUUGCGUUUGGCAGAGGAUGCACCGAACUUUGAUGGCCCUUCACCUGAGAUCCAAACAUCCCAAAAGCAGAGCACUACCUUCAGAAGACUUCUUAUUUCCAAGCUUCAAGAUGAAUUUGAAAACCGCAGCAGAAAUGUUGAGAUCUAUGACAAACACGACAACCCGCUCACUUCUGAGGAGGAGGAGCAGCGGGCCAUUGCCAAGAUCAAGAUGCUCGGCAAUAUUAAAUUCAUCUCGGAACUUGGCAAACUCGACCUCAUCCAUGAAUCUAUCCUUCAUAAGUGCAUCAAAACACUUUUGGAAAAGAAGAAGAGAGUCCAGCUCAAGGAUAUGGGGGAGGAUCUGGAGUGCCUCUGUCAGAUAAUGAGAACCGUGGGGCCUAGACUUGACCAUGAAAAAGCUAGGUCUUUAAUGGACCAGUACUUCGGCCGUAUGCUAUCCUUAAUGAACAACAAGGAGUUGCCUGCCAGGAUCCGCUUCCUGCUACAGGACACAGUGGAGCUGCGAGACAACAACUGGGUUCCCCGCAAAGCUUUCAUUGACAACGGGCCGAAGACCAUCAACCAGAUCCGCCAGGAGGCGGUGAAGGAUCUGGGUGUGUUCAUCCCAGCGACCAUGGCUCAGGGGAUGAGGAUGGACUUUUUCCUCGAAGGCGCCUUCAUGCCCAACCGGAUGAAGAUGGAGACCCUGGGGGGGUUGGCUGACAUGUUCGGACAAAUGCCAGGUGGUGGGAUCGGCACUGGCCCAGGGGUCAUCCAGGACCGGUUCUCUCCCACUCUGGGGCGCCAUCGCUCCAACCCGCUGUUCAACGUCAACGGACAUGGCGGCCACAACGCAGCACCCCCGCCUCAGUCUCCGUUCGAAAUGGGCGCCGGCAAGCCUUUCAUCAAGUCAAACCAGGUGCCGAAUCAGCAUUUUCAGAACCAGAACCACCAGGGUCAGCAGCAGCAGGUCCAGUCCAGCAAGGACAUGCCUCCACGCUUCAGCAAGAAGGGACAGCUCAACCUAGAUGAGAUCAGCCUGCGACCGGCUCAGUCGUUCCUCCUGAAUAAGAACCAGGUACCCAAGCUGCAGCCCCACAUCCCCACCAUGAUCCCCCCCAGCGCCCAGCCCCCGCGUACCAACACCCCUCCCCUGGGGCAGUCUCCACAGCUCGGCCUCAAAAGCAACCCUCUCCCCAUUCAGGAGAAACCUCAAAAGACCAGCAAAAAACCACCGCCGGCUAAAGAAGAGCUGCUUAAAAUAACGGAGACUGUUGUAACGGAGUACCUGAACAGUAAGAACGUUGAAGAAGCUGUGACCAGCGUCAGAGACAUGAAGGCUCCCAGGCACUUCCUGCCGGAGAUGCUGAGUAAGAUCAUCGUCGUGUCUCUGGACCGGUCCGACGAGGACAGGGAGCACGCCAGCACGCUCAUCCAUACGCUACGCACAGAAGGCCUUGUCGCCGGAGAGAACUUCAUGCAGGCUUUCCUUAAUGUGCUAGACCAGUGCCCUAAGAUCGAAGUGGACGUUCCCUUGGUCAAGUCCUACCUGGCCCAGUUUGCAGCACGGGCCGUUAUAUCUGAGCUGGUGAGCGUGGCCGAGCUGGCCCACCCUCUGGAGAAUGGAACCCACUUCCCCCUCUUCCUGCUCUGCCUACAGCAGACCGCCAAGCUGAAAGACAAGGAGUGGCUCACUGACCUCUUCCAACAGAGCAAGGUCAACAUGCAGAAGAUGCUACCCGAGAUUGACCAGAACAAGGACCGGAUGUUGGAGAUCCUGGAGGGUAAGGGCCUGAGUUUCCUGUUCCCCUUGCUGAAGUUGGAGAAAGACCUGCUCCUGCAGAUAAAGGCAGACCCAUCACCUCAGGCCAUCUACAAGUGGAUCAAAGAUAACAUCUCCCCCAAGCUCCACACAGACAAGGGCUUUGUCAAUAUCCUCAUGACCAGCUUCCUGCAGUACAUCUCUGGGGAGCUGGGUUGUGUGGAGAAGGACGAAGAGGGCAGUGGUGGGGAGGAGCAGGCAACAGGACCCUCCAAGGAGCAGCUGGACCAAGAGAAGCAGCUGCUGCUGGCCUUCAAACCAGUGAUGCAGAAGUUCCUGCAUGACCAGCCCCAGCUGCAGGUCAGUGCCCUGUACGCCCUGCAGGUGCACUGCAACAGCUAUCACUUCCCCAAAGGCAUGCUGCUUCGCUACUUUGUUCACUUUUACGACAUGGAGAUCAUUGAAGAAGAAGCCUUCCUUGCAUGGAAAGAAGAUAUUACCCAAGAAUUCCCUGGAAAAGGAAAAGCUUUAUUCCAGGUAAACCAGUGGCUAACCUGGCUGGAAACCGCUGAAGAAGAAGAAUCAGAAGAAGAGGCCGACUGAGAUAUCUACCAUCUAAAACUGUCAGGCUCCAUAGAGUAGAGAAACAUACCUUGACAAACAGUACAGCCAGUUAUCUAUUACCACCACCCUCGCCACUUAUUGAACUGGCAUCUAACCACUGCCAGAGAUCGCUGCCAGAGACCGCUUAUGUCCUGCUAUAUUAUGUCAAGCAUGUUAUCAGGGCAUGGUAGAUAAACCAUCUGUCUUCUAUACCGGCUACUGAAGCCUUCUGUAUUAUAGGCUGAGAAGUACCUUUUUGUUUUAUGGUUACAUAUUUUUUUUUUGGUUUCUUGUCCUGUUUCUGCAGUAUGAAUUUAAUGUAGGUUUAUGGACUGGCUCAAAGUACUUCAAGUACUUGUUGUUUUGUGCUCACUGUAACAAUGUAGUCAGUUUUGCUGUAUUUACUCACUGUGAGUGACACAAGUAUUGCCGUUCCACUCUUAUUUAUCCCAUUUGAAGAAAUGGCUUGAAUUUUGAGACCCUUAUUAACCCUCAAUAUUUUUUGGAAAGGCCAUCCAAAAGAUUUCCAAUAGUCAUCAUAAUCUAAAUGGACUUUGUGCUUGGUCUGGACAAGCUUUUCUGAAGUUUAUUCUGUUUUAUUUUUAAACCAAAGUGCUCUUCAAUGCCCUGUCGCGGAUGUGGAGCAUGUUACAUUUAGUGUAUGAGUGCUCUAUUCCUUCCAUGCAAGGCUAUAGACUUAAGAUUCACACCAGAGCCAUCUAUUGAGAGAGUUUGGCCAGGUUUUACAACGGCCGCCAUGUUAGCACCUUUUAUUCUCAGUAUUUCUAAACACAAUAAAAUGAGAGCGUCUCUAGAAUUCCCUAUAAAACGACCUGCUGUGAACAAGCCAAUCUGAGAAGUGAAAUUGAAGGCAUCUUCAUUGAUUCACCUUUAUGAUCAUGUUUCCAAGUUUGUACAAUGUUGUGGUUUUAACCAAAUUGCCUGUAUGCUCUUCAUCAGAUAUCUUAGUCAGUUUUGAAACCGAUCAGGAGUAGCCGAUACAAUGCGGUAGUGUCAGUUAUCAGUAGCUAAGGAAGAGGGACGCUCUCCACGUUCAGGCAGAAGCCGCAUUGGCCAAACUCUCUAUAAAUGACACACUGGUACCGGAGCGGUUGCAAUACUCUGUCAUACUUCAAUUAGAUAGAAUCGUAUAAACUGUACGUCAAUGAUAGGUGUGGCUGCUGUGACGUUUCAAAAAAGCUGCCCGUGUUUCUACCUCUUAGUUAGAUGGUCUUUGUGUUCUGCUGAGGUACAGAAGAUCGCCUUUAGAGGAAGACAUUCUAGAAAGCCCAAUGCAGUAGUCUGCUUGAAAAAUCCUGGUCUACUUGCACAAUGCAAACCCUCAGUUGGACUUCCCAUGAAGCUCCUUUUUAUGUGGUUAACGAGUGUUAAAGACAAAACAAAAACUACACAAAACAUUGCAUUGAUAAGUCAUUUGUUGACUACCUUUAUGUCUGUACCUGACUAAAGGCAGAGUUCAGGAAUAUCUCCCCUGCAUAUUGAAUUUGUUAGUCUAUACAAUUUGUAACCAAGUUAAUUUUAUCCUGACUUAAUCAGCUAAUAAACGUUUAUGAAUUAAAGUAAUCUUGAAAUCAUCCCUUUGUAUAAUGGAAAAAUGGCUUGGCAGAGUGCUAACAAGUCUUUAUAAUGAAAUAAAGUGUUAACUUUGCCAGACUAGCCGAUGUGCUCUCAAGCCGUUUGUAUUUAGAAAACAAUGGAUUCUAAAUCAUGUUGUAAGGUUGUAUUCAAGUGAGGAGUGUUGUGCAGCGAUAUUGCAUAACCGUCAAUAAACAAAACUACUUGAGCACUGGAAA